Fonsecaea erecta is the source of this 1581-nucleotide messenger RNA. RefSeq lists its product as hypothetical. Gene Ontology annotation, molecular function: monooxygenase activity; oxidoreductase activity, acting on paired donors, with incorporation or reduction of molecular oxygen; iron ion binding. The transcript is spliced from 6 exons. NCBI's taxonomy places the organism in Eukaryota, Fungi, Ascomycota, Eurotiomycetes, Chaetothyriales, Herpotrichiellaceae. The coding region runs from base 1 to 1581 and encodes 526 amino acids. The record is from RefSeq and is a predicted model, not a curated record.
AUGGCUGUCACGUACCUUGUAGGAGAAUCUGCCACAGAGAAGGGCAAACUACUCUAUCACGCCCUCACACCUCUGCUGAUUGUUGUUUCCCUCGGGAGUGUACUUUAUACUUUCGGGCUGGUCAUAUAUCGGCUUUACUUCCACCCACUCGCCAAGUACCCCGGUCCAUUCUGGGCCAGGAUUUCCAAUUGGUACUCGGUGUAUCACGCUGCUAUCGGCGACAGACACCUGCAGACUUACUGGGCUCACCAGAAAUAUGGCAAGUUCGUCCGUAUUGCCCCCAACCUUGUGACGAUCAACGACCCAGCGGCCAUCAAAGACAUCUACGGCGUGAACCAGAACGUGCGCAAGUCCGUCUUCUACGAAGCCUCGAUCGCGCACAAUGGCUUCCAGAACAUUUUCUCCGCGCGGGACCGCGAGAUUCACGCCCGCAAACGCCGCAUUCUCGCCCCAGCAUUCACCGAAGCGAACCUGUCCUCCAUGGAACGGUACAUCCUCCCGCACAUUGACGAAUUCUUCCACGCCGCGUCGGGGGAAGAGCGUUGCUCGGCACUACGCAAUUGCUGGGCUGCCGACCUGGGAAAAUGGGGUAACUACCUGACCUUCGAUGUCAUGGGCGAUCUCGUCUUCGGGAAGGACUUUGGCAUGCUCCGCGGAGACGAGAGUCGAGACCUCCCCAAUGUCAUUGACGCGGCGGUGCAUCGGCAGCUUCUUAACGGAUGCAGCCACUUCAUGCUCAGAUGGAACCUCGACAAGCUCCUCUUCCCAGACAUUGUCCGCCGCGGCCGGCAGCUGCUCGUCUACGCAAAGAAGCAAGUCCAGCUGCGCAAGAACGCCGACCAGAACCGCAAGGAUUUCUUCUCAUACAUUACCAAUGCCGAGAACAAGGACGGCACCAAGGCGUACGCUGAAUCCAGGGAGGUAUUUGCUGAAGCGAGAGGACUCAUCGUCGGUGGCUCUGAUACAACGGCUACACAAUUGGCGGCGAAUUUCUUCUAUCUGACAAACAACCCCCCCGCUUUGAAGCGUCUCGUGGAAGAGAUCCGGUCGACAUUCAACUCCGCCGACGAGAUCCGCCUUGGGAAAUCCCUCGACAGCUGCCGCUAUCUCCACGCCGUCAUCAACGAAACCAUCCGCCUCAGUCCCAGUCUCCCCGGCGUCCUGCCUCGGGAGGUGCUUAAGGGUGGCCUCACAGCGGUCGGGGAACACUUCCCCGCCGGCGUCGAGCUCUCGGUCCCCAUCUACGCGGUCCACCAUUUCAGCGACGUCUUCUUCGACCCGCACAUGUUCAUUCCCGAGAGAUGGCUGCCUGAAUACACGAGCGAGGAUGCCGUGAAACGGUGCCACGACGCCUUGACCCCGUUCUCCUACGGCUCUCGACAAUGCAUCGGCAGGAGACUCGCGGUGAUUGAACUUUAUCUCGUUCUCGCCCAGGCUGUCUGGAAAUACGACAUUGAGUACGUCUCAGGUGGGAAAGAUGAUCGGUUUCCGCAGAAUCCGGAAGUGGUAGAGUACAAAUUGCUUGACCAUCUUGCUGCUGGGAGGUCGGGACCCGUGAUAAGAUUCACAAGCAGGGAGUAG